AUGUUGCUCACCACCCUCCUCUCCCUCACCGGCCUAUUCACGACAACCGCCGCCCAAACCACCAACCCCCCAAUCCGCUACAUGCCCUUCGGCGACUCCAUAACCGAAAUAAUCUGCUGGCGCUCCAAGCUCUGGCAACGCCUGCAAACCACGCCCUUCAACUCCUCCACCGUAAACUUUGUCGGCAGCGGCAAGACCGAAAACAACUGCGCGGACACGACCUACGACCGCGACAACGAAGGCCACUCUGGUUUCCUCGCUAUCGAUAUUGCGAACAAAGGGCAGUUGGAUGGAUGGCUGAAAAGUAAUCCUGCGGAUGUGAUUACGAUGCAUCUUGGCACGAAUGAUAUUGUGCAGCAGAAUAAGGCGGUGGGGGAUAUUGUUAAGGCGUUUGGGACGUUGGUGGGGAGUAUGAGGGGGGCGAAUCCGAGGAUGAAGAUUGUGGUGAACGCCGUCUCAUCGCGUAGCAUACUUCUGGGCUUCGCGCUCGAGCCUGAAGUCUUUUCGCGAGUAACAUUGGGUGGUCUCGUUGUAUACCAAUCGCUUAUUCACUCACCUUCGCAGGUCGCGCAAAUCAUCCCCAUGGGCUUCGGUAGCUACAAUACCAAGAUCCAAGACCUGAAUCGCGCAAUCGUUCCUUGGGCUCAGGGUCUCAAUACGACGGAAAGCCCCAUCUGGGUUGUGGACCAGUAUACCGGGUUCAGUGGGACGGCGGAUUUGAGGGAUGGAAUACAUCCGAAUGAUAGUGGGGAUGUCAAGAUGGCGAAUGUAUGGUUCCCGGUGGUUGUCAAGGCUUUUGAAGCGGUGAGGGCGGAUAGGGGCACAGCAGUUGGUAUGGUUGAGACCGCCAUGGGAGAAUCAAGACAAGAACUCGUCGCCUGGUUGAACAACCUCCUCCAGCUCAACAUCACCAAAGUCGAACAAUGCGGUACCGGAGCAGCGCUGUGCCAAGUCUUCGACAGCAUAUUCUACGAUGUGCCCAUGUCGCGAGUCAAGUUCAAUGCGAACACUGAGUACGCAUACCUGCAGAAUUUCAAGGUAUUACAGAACACGUUCGCCAAGCACCAUGUCGACAAGCCCAUCCGCGUCGAGUCGCUCGUAAAGUGCAAGAUGCAGGACAACCUCGAGUUCCUCCAAUUCGUCAAGCAGUACUGGGACCAGCAUUUCCCCGGCCACGAGUACGACCCCGUCGCCCGUCGCAAGGGUCAGGGCGGUGUUGCGACCGGAGCCACGCCUGCACCCCGCGCCGCAGCAUCGACUGCCCGAAGAGCACCAGCUGCUAGCAACACGGCUGCGCCUAGGACACGCACACCGCUUGCCUCUGGGGGAGGAGCCGCCAGCGCCGCUCUGCGCGAGGAGAACAGUGCUCUCAAGGAGACUGUCACGGGCCUCGAGCGCGAGAGGGACUUUUACUUCAGCAAGCUGCGCGACAUUGAAUUGCUGAUCCAGCAAGCAAUGGAGGCCGACCCCGAGCUCGAGAAGGAUGAGGGGCUGCUCAAGCAGAUCCAAAACAUUCUCUACUCUACCGAAGAGGGUUUCGAGAUCCCACCAGAGGCUGAGGGCGAGGGUGCGGAGGAGGAGACGUUCUAG
This is a messenger RNA of Alternaria conjuncta, 1590 nucleotides long. RefSeq lists its product as uncharacterized. Gene Ontology annotation, biological process: protein localization to microtubule plus-end; spindle assembly; regulation of microtubule polymerization or depolymerization. Gene Ontology annotation, cellular component: microtubule plus-end; cytoplasmic microtubule; spindle midzone. The transcript has 7 exons. The record is from RefSeq and is a predicted model, not a curated record. Gene Ontology annotation, molecular function: microtubule plus-end binding. Lineage: Eukaryota; Fungi; Ascomycota; Dothideomycetes; Pleosporales; Pleosporaceae. The coding region runs from base 1 to 1590 and encodes 529 amino acids.